AUGGGCCUCGCCUACCUGCACGAGGAAUGCCUGGAGUGGGUCCUGCACUGCGACGUGAAGCCCCAGAACAUCCUCCUGGACGAGGAGUACAGGCCCACGCUGGCCGAUUUCGGAAUGUCCAAACUCAUAGAGAGGGGCGCCCGCGGCGGCGGCUUCAGCCGCUGUGGGAAGUGCGAGGUCUCCAUGGCGAGGGGGACGAGAGGGUACAUGACCUCGGAGUGGAUGGUGAACCAGGAGAUCACGGUCAAGGCGGACGUAGACAGCUUCGGCAUGGUUCUGCGAGCUUGA
Messenger RNA from Spirodela intermedia, 288 nucleotides. NCBI's taxonomy places the organism in Eukaryota, Viridiplantae, Streptophyta, Magnoliopsida, Alismatales, Araceae. The record is from the annotation of a GenBank genome assembly.